GCCUUAAAAGUUUGUGGACUUUGUUCAUAGGCAAAGAUAGCACACGAUAUACAAAAAUGGAAGAGUACACACAAUUUAACUAGUUUUUAGGUAGUAGGCCUCAUAAGUAAGGCAAGCAUACUUAUAUGCGGCUAACUUUGUAGAGAGAUGAAGCUUUUGAUCGCCAUGGAAGCUGCGAGUAGACGCUUGCAUCAUUUGCAAGGAAUAUUAUUAGGAUCACAAGAAGUCAGAUUUUCUAAUAAUUUGCAAAUUCGUUUGUUGUCGGAAUCAGCUGGUAAGAAAGUUAGUAAGAAAAAUAAGAUUAAGAUAAUUUUAGGUUGUCAAUAAUAUAAUUAAUUUACCACUGUAACUAAGUAUUUGUGGAUUUUUUCUGUCAUUUUUCCUGGUUGUAAUCAGUGCAGUUUUUAAGGCUAAAAAUAAUAAAUAAUAAUAAUAUUUAGAACAAAAUUUAAAAAAAAAUGAUUCAUUUAAAUUUAAGUUUUAACACACAAGAUGGGGUCUGGAUUAUAUCUGAUAUCUAGUUGUACUUUGGACUCUAGAACCCCUUUGAAUUUUCUGGAAUUUUUUUUCUGGAUUCCAAGCUGUGUGGGGUGUUCGAUUCAAAGAUGGGAAGCGUUAUACGCAGUCGGCUGCGCAUAACCCUGAGAAUUAUACGCAGUCGACUUCGCAUAACCCUGAGGGUUAUUCACAGCCGACUGCGUAUAACUCUCAGGGUUAUGCGCAGUCGGCUAGGAAUUUAGCCAAAUAAGGUUAUCAAUCGCUUGUUUGGCAAUUUAAAAAAAAGUAUUAUGCGUAAUGAGCAUGACGGGUUGUUUUGAGCUAGAACUUUUAAUGUGUUUAACGUAAAAUUUUAAUUGAAUUAAUUUUAAUUAAUAAUGAAAUUGAAUGAUAGUAAUAGUAUUAGUAUUAGUAUUAGUGCUAUUAUUAGUAUUAUUGCUUGUAUCUUAUUUAUAUAUUAUAAUUAUAAGUAUAAGUCAAAGUCUACAUUUCUUAGAGUCUGAGCCUAACGCUGUCUAAGUCUAGUUAUGUAUUUUGUUUGAUUGAUUAGGUUUUUAUACGUUGCUAUGACCAUGUGGUUGGUUUUACUGACUAAUUCAGGAAAUACAUUCUAUUUAUUUUUUAAAAAAUUAUAUCAUUUAUGAUUUUUUUUUUUAUGACCUAAAUGUAACAGUUUUCAGCUUCCAUGCAAAACUAUAACUGUGUGAAAGUAUUACUUACAGUGCUCCCUCUACAGAACCCCCUGCCCCUACAGCGAUUUUUUACUGACUCUCAACCCAUGAUUAUAUUUAUUACUGUACCAGAGAAACAUGAUUUAAUCUGCCACAAAAUUAGUUAACAACACAAAAUAUAUGUUAACAACACAAACAUAUUUUUGAUAAUUAUAAGAAUAACAUUAUUAACAUUAUAUUGGUCAAGUUAAUAAUUCUUCUCAUGUUUUAACAUUUUUUAGCCAAACAAAAGUAAAACAAUAAGCCUAGUUGUUUUUGCUUCAUUCUCGAGAACAAACAUAGUAACUGACACGUAUUAAUGGCUUGCCGUUGGCUGGAAUUGAACUCAUGACCACCAACUUGAGGUUUGGUCAGUUUGUACCAUUUGACCACCCAGUCAACCCGAUAACGAGGCACCCUUAUUGAUUGAUACUGUAACACAGGAAGAAUAUAGACGUCACGUGACUUGCCGACUGCGUAUAACUCUCAGGGUUAUACGCAGUCGGCUGCGCAUAACCACUUCUUUCAAAGAUACCACAGUGAUUGCUCCAAAUUAGUUUCGCAUGAAUUUUUUUUUCAAACGAACACCUCAUAUCUUAAAGAGAGAAGAUUUCUCCAUGUACCCACCAAAAAAAAUAUGCUUAUUUUUGGAAACCCGCAUGGCACAAAAUAGAUUUUGAAUGGCCUCUUUAUAAAUUAAUUUUAAUUUCCUGGUUUUAAUUUGAAAAAAAUAGUUGGCUAAAAUAAAUACUAUAAAUUACAUUAUAUUUAGCCUAAAUGUUUGUAUUAUGGCUCCAUCAUUUUGACAAAAUCUAUAAAAAUCAGUUAUUCACAUAUUCUUUGAAUGAUGCACUGACAGAAUUUUAUCAAUUUUAAAAAAAUUAAAUUUAUUAUGCAUUUUGUUUUGAACAGUAUAGAAGAAAUACCAAGGGAAGGGCUUUUGUUAAGGAAAGAGUGAAUUACUGUCUAAAAUCCUUUGAAGAUUACUGCUUUGGUCAUUGAGACUCUAAUUAUUUACUAACAACUUUUUUGUAUUCUAACAACUAUCAGUGUCAAUAAUAAAUCACUCUGUAUGAAAUAGAGAUGGAUACGCCAAUAUAAUUGAGAAAGUGAAAAUAACAUAUUUUGAUGCAGCCUCUGAUGGAAUCUCCAAGGCGCUAUAAAAAAACAAGAGACAGACUACAUAAAUAAUGAAAUUAUGAUCGAGACAAAGACAGUGAUAAUAUAAUGAUUGAUUGGCAUAUUCUCCAUUUAGAGAAACACAGGCCAAUAAGUAAGAUAUUGGUUCUCCUUUUGUAGACAUUUUAAAGGAAAAAAAGACAGUUAAGCCUAAGCUCUAGUGUUCCUGUAAAUUUCAGGUGGAAAGAAAGUUACCAUAGGAGAUGUAAGCAAAGUUGUGUCUGAGCCAAAUCAUCCUGAACUUGUACCAAGACAAUAUUGUGAGUAUAGACAAAAUUCUUUAAAAAAAAAUAUAAAAAAAAGAAUGUGAAAAAACUUGUACACCUGUUUAUUAUGGAAUAUUGAAUCAGCUUAUCUAAGAAAUCAAACAUGUUAAAAAUUUUAGGGGAAAAUAUUUUUUAACACAAUUUCAUCUACAAAAUUUCAAAAAAACAUGAUAUAUAGCCUAUCAUUUUGUUCAUUGAUUUUUUUUAAAAAUUUGAUUAUUUCAUUCAUCCUUAAUCUUUCUAAGCAAUUAUAUAUUAUUAUUUAAUCUCUAAAUUUAUAGAGAAAAUGUAUUUUUUUUCAGUGAAAAAUCAACCUUCACAGUCUAUUUUAAGACAUUUAAGAUGGAUAAUGCAAAAGGUAUUACAAAAAACUUUUUUUUUAAAAUUUCAGCUUAAUUUAUUUACUUUAUAAAAAAUUCUGAAGAUAUAUAAAUUAACUCUUAGUGUCCGUAGGUCAAAUCCACGUUUUGACGCAGUAAUUUUGUUGAUCCUAGGUGACCACAGACAAUAUUUCAUAACUUUUCUAGUAAAAUUGCGAUAAAAACAAAUUCCUUGAACUUUUGAAAAUGUUAACACCUGAAGAGGAUGUGGAAAUAUUGAUUUGGACCAAAUACCGAAAUAUUCAUAUAGAAUCCCAAAAUUAAAGAGUCACCAUGACACGCCACAUAGACUGGCUCGAGUCAUAAUGUGACCGACAGAAAGCCAGUUAGACUGGCGCGUCAGACUUUAAGAGUUAAAGACAUUUUAAAGUCCAAACAUGAUACUUAAACUUUGAAAUUAUAUCCUCUUCAGGAUUCUCUUGGCCAAGAUGUGUUUCUUAUUGGACCCCCUGGCCCAUUGAGAAGACAGAUUGCUAUGAUGUAUUUGGUAAGAUUUUCAUUCUUAUUUAAUUUUUAUGUUGUAUUCAAAGAUAUUGACUAUACGUCUGACUUUUAUAAAAUUGUAAUAUAUAUGAAUAAUCUUUCCAGCAACUGACUAAAAGAGAAUUAGAAUAUGUAUCUCUAUCCAGAGAUACAACAGAGUCUGAUCUCAAGCAACGCCGAGAGAUUGAAAGUGGGACUGCAUCAUAUAUUGAUCAGGUUUCUAAUUUGUUUGUAAUGGUUUCACUUUAUUUAUUGUAUGUUUAAGUGAAUGGUGAAAAAGUGUUGCACGUAAAUGUUUUAUUUCUUUUAUCUGAAAGUUGUUGAUGUAACAAAUUUACCUUGCCGUCUUUUUGUUUCUCUAGUGUGCUGUUAGGGCAGCCUUGGAAGGUCGCAUCCUGGUUCUGGAAGGCAUUGAGAAGGCUGAAAGAAAUGUCCUGCCUGUACUCAAUAACCUUUUAGAAAACAGGGAAAUGCAGCUGGAUGAUGGCAGAUUUCUCAUGGCAGCUGACCGAUAUGAUCGUCUACUGGCUGACCACACACAAGAAGAAUUAGAUGAACUGCGACUUGUUCGUGUUAGUAAGGACUUCAGGGUUAUUGCCCUUGGCUUGCCUAUUCCACGCUAUCAAGGGAAUCCUUUAGAUCCACCUCUUCGCUCCAGAUUCCAAGCUAGGGAUAUUCAUGCCAUACCUUUCAAAGUGAGUGCAUGCAGUGAAUUUAAAUAAGUUAUGGUCCCCAUGUAGUCAAUAAUUUUCAAAUUUCCACAACACUUUGGGAUUGAGGGGGAAAGAAACAUCUCAACAAUUGGUAAAUCUAAUCUAUAAAAUCAUGAAAAUGUUUCAAUGGCAAGGAAUCACUCAAUAAAUAUUUAUACACAUAGAUUAGUUGAUUUUGCAUGUGUCUUUCAAGAUUGCUAGUACUUUUACCAUUUCAUACUUAUAUUGUUUUCAAUUAUUUGACUAAAAUGUAGCAAAGCAGUUGUCAUAAGUUUUCUGUUAGGAAAAAUUUUGAAAAAAUUUAUGAAUUUUUAAACUUUUUGAAAUCGUUACCUGCUCUACAUAGUAUUUAUCUUGUUGUUUGUUUCUAGGAAAAAAAUUUCCUUCUUAAUGACUGCAUUAUUAAAAAGCUAUCUCUCAUUAUUUAGGAGCUAUUUGAAGAGCUUCAGUCUUUGGCUCCAAGAGUUGCUCCGGAUAGGUAAGUUGAAUUUAUAAUUAUUUAUAAACCUAUUAACUUAUUACAUUUAAAUUUUUUUCUUUCACCAAAUUUUUCUUUCUUUACACAGAAAUAAACUGUUGUAUGUACAACUUGAAAUUUUAUAACCAAUUUUUUUUUUUUAAAUUUAAAAUUUAGGUUAUCUCAGCUGUUGUCAUUUGCUGUAACAUUGCUCCAAAGAGAGAGUUCCAGUAUAGGGCUACCAGACUUUCCUUUGGACAACCUACCUCAUAUUGUUAAAAUAAUGGUACACACAAUUCUUAACAAUCCUAAUUAUUAUACUGUUUGUGUCAUUGAUCUAUUUUUUUUCCAUAUUCAAUAUUUAAUUAAUAUACCUUCAUAUCUUUUACAAAUGAGGUUGUCAAUAGUUCCAAGUUAAUAACUUUAUUUGAAAACAUUAUUUUGAUAAAGCUAGUGUCCAUGAAAUAUUAAGUCCUGUAGUAAAAAACGUUCGUAUAAUUGGGAUUCUGACAUUUACUUCACAUUCUUUUGGUCUUUCCUACAUAAACAUUCAGUCAAUCAUAAAAGAUUAGCAUUGUCAUAAAAAUUACAAAUCUCUAAAAUAAAACUAAUGAUUUUCCCACAAGUAAAAUCCAUUAAACAUGUUUUUUUUUAAAAACACUUUCUCUCUCUUUAGCGAUCUUCUUAUAAUGAGGCCUUUUCUGAAACAUCAUUCUCAUUUUAACUAUGAAUAUAAAAAAAUCCAAAACAUUGUAUUAAAUAUAUCUAUAAUUUUACAUGUUAAUUUCUUAAAUUCAAUUGGGAUAAAGAUCACUGCACUGCUUACCAUCUUUGUAUAUUAAUAUUAAACUUUUAAAACAGGUAUAAUUGAUAUUCAAUGUCCCAACAUGACCUGUGAUAAUAAUUAUUAUCCUGCUCAUCUUUCUUGCUAUGUUAAAUGAUGCUAAAUAGUUUUGUUACACAUUGUUAACUGCAAUCUUAUAGUAAUAUAUUAGUUAUAAAAUAAAACAUGAUGAAAAGAAAGUGUUUGUAACUAGAGCGCGUACAUUUUCAGAAUGCAAUGCCCAGUUGUUCAGAUGCUGAGCUGCUACACAGGGUUUACCCAUUUCAUACUAUGCUAGGAAAAGAAGGGAAAGAAGCAGUCGAGGAUACCUUAAAGGUGAGUUAUCUAACAUGAAAAAAAAGAGACAAAAAUAGUUCAAAUAAUGCUCACCCAUAUUAGCAUUUCCAUUAAUGAUGGGAGUUAAUAAAAUGAUCUAUAUAUUACAUUAUAGGUGAAGAUGUGCAUUGUUACAUUGUAGGUGAAGAUGUGCAUCGUUACAUUAUAGGUGAAGAUGUGCAUUGUUACAUUAUAGGUGAAGAUGUGCAUUGUUACAUUAUAGGUGAAGAUGUGCAUUGCUAGAUUAUAGGGGAAGAUGUGCAUUGCUACAUUAUAGGUGAAGAUGUGCAUUGCUAGAUUAUAGGAUAAUAUGUGCAUUGCUACAUUAUAGGUGAAGAUGUGCAUUGCUAGAUUAUAGGAGAAGAUGUGCAUUGCUACAUUAUAGGAGUAGAUGUGCAUCUGCCAGCUCCAUGCCUGUAUGUUGUUUCCCAACUUCGCCAAACAGUCAAAGAAAAUAACGUUUGACACGUGUUUAUUCCAUUGUAAAUCCACAUGAUAAAAAAUUGAUCUCGGUAUCAUAAUUUGAAGAAUAUUAUAUUAUGUCAUUGCUCGUCUAUAGCUUUAUGCCCAGGGUCUAAAUAUUCAUACCUUUUUUACUUGUUCCAUGGAGUGCAUUAGAUUUACUUAAAAUCAUUAUAAGCUUUUUGAAUGGUGCAAGGGAUUGGCCUUAAGAGACAUUUACAGAUGUGCCUCUGUACUUCAUAUCUUUGUUACAAGUAACACACAUGUGAUUCGUAGACCAUGCUAAUAGCAUUCAAAUUUAUUUUACGUGUAUUGCCUUUUUAAAAAUGCCAGAAGAAAAUACUGAGGUUAAUUAAUGGUGUUAGGCCUAUUACCAAAAACCACUCAAGGAAUUUUAUAGCUGCUGGGUUGCACCAUAGAUGAUUAUUUUUAAAAUGAACAAAUAUUUUUUAAAAUAUAAACAAUCUGAUAUUUCUCAUGAUUAUUUUUAAAAUGAACAAAUAUUUUUUAAAAUAUAAACAAUCUUAUAUUUGUCAUGAAAUUUUUUUUAAUUAGAAAUUUGAAAUUUCACCUCUCAAAUCUGAAGUGCAAUCCUCUGUGGCUGAACUGUCUAGAAAAGGAAACGGUGCCUCAGUCAGAGUCAAACAUGGGAAAUCUCUAUCUAACUUUGAGGUAAAAUAUGUUUUUUGUUUUGUGAAUGAGAUUAUAGCCAAGUAUUGUACAUACAACAGAGCCAUUCUGGUUGUAGCUAUCAUGAAGGCUAAAACCAGACCUGUUUAUCAUAAAGAAAACUCUUGAUUCAUUUUAUAGAAAUCCACAAAAUUUCUCCUCACAAAAUGUUUCUUUCUCACAUGUUUAAUUUCAGGAUCUCUUUUAUUCAUGUUUCUUAAGGUUCCUUCCGGUAGUCUGAGCACAGAUCCACAUUCCAGUGAGUUUGUCAAGACCCAGUACCACGAAACAGUUUUGUCUGAAUUGAUGCAGUCGCAUUUUGCCAAAGAUUUCUGUAUCAUUGGGCCCAAGGCAAGUAUAUAGUUCAUUCAGUUGAAGAAGUUUAAAGUGAGUUGGCAAGAGUAGAUGUUUGUUAGAUACUUGAUAUUAAUUGGUAAUGUAAAUGAUUGCAUGAUGCAUUCUCUCCGUAAGAUAAACGUACAUUAUCUAAUGCCUUACAGGGCUGUGGUAAAAGUGUUGUGGUCAAGCAGUUUGCUGACAUGCUGGGCUAUCACGUUGAGCCAAUCAUGCUCUAUCAGGUACUUUGACUUCUUUUUAGGGCUCUCAAAUUCACCAAAGGUGUGAUAAUAAGUUGAUUUUUUUUAAUCUUGAAAAAAGCAUUAAGUAACUUUUUUAAAGGUUCUAGAGCAUUGCUACCAAAAGUGAUAGUCUGUACCAUCCCUCAUUUGCAGGCCCACAAAGGGGGACAAAGUAGAGACUUUCAGAAACACUGUCCCACAGAGAUAUUGUCCAUAUUAGCCUAAUUAUUUUAAAGAUGGUUACCGUGAGCUAUUUGAAGAACACAUGUAGCCCUUGUUACGGGAUGGUUUCAUGAUGAAGCUGUAGCUAUUCAUUAUUUCCCUUCAUAUCUCAGGACAUGACCUCACGAGAUCUCCUUCAACAACGAACGACAUUACCCAAUGGAGAUACAGUGUGGAGGCCAACGCCCCUGAUCACUGCUGCUCUAGAGGGUAGCCUGGCUGUGCUAGAUGGGGUCCACAGGGUUAAUUCUGGCUCUUUUUCAGUGCUACACAGGUCGGUUUAAUGCUGUAUAAAUAAAUAGUGGAGUAAGAUAUUUUUAGGCUUGAAGAAAAUACAGAACAAUUUUUUUUUCAACCCUAAACAUAUUUUAUUUAUUUACUUGACACAGCUUGAACGCGGUCCCCCAAUAUAUUAAUGCUAUAUACAUCAUUGAAAACUGAAUGUUUGUUUGCUCUUAAUUAAUCAACUCUUACAAAAAUCCUUUUAAUUUUGAAGUUUAAAUCAAAUAUUUUACAGAGGUUGACAUAUUAUGCAUAAAAUAAAUUUGUAGUCAUUCUUAAUAAAUGUCAUAGUGCAAAAAAAUCAAAGCAUUGUGUAAUAUACAUUAGUUCAUUUAAAUACUAUUUGAAUAAAAUCAACCAACUUUGUAUUUGGCAUAAACACAUGUGCAUCAGCUGGUGGAAGUGCAUGUCAUCAUGAUAGAGCAAUUAAUUUAUUUGUACAUAUCAUCUUACCCUGCUUGACUCCUUGUUUGAUAUCAGACUGGUUAGUGAAAGGGAACUGCAGCUGUUUGAUGGCACGAGGCUUCUCAGUAGAGACAAGUAUGAAGAUAUUAAAGCAGAGGCUGGACUAUCAGAUCAAGAUCUUAGCAGUCGGUCAGUGCUCUAUACAAGUUACCUCAAUAUAAUAUCAGUUGUUUUUUUUUUUUACAUGGUAUGAUAUAUCAUCAUUCAAGUCAAAUGUAUCAGAUAUAGGUAAUUUAAAAAUAUAUACAACUUUAUUUUUCCUUGUUAAAGGUUUAAUUUGAAUUUUAUCUAAUAAAAUGUUAACUGAUUAGGUGGUGGUUUUUUUUAUGUUGAAAAAAUUGUUUUUGCAUUUGUAAAUUUUUCAAGUUGUUUCAGCUGUGUUAAUAAACUACUAAAUGUUUAAUAUUAAAUCAAUAAUUGAACAUGUCCAUACGAGACAUUUCAAAGAUCUGUAAGUAUCAUGCUCAAUAUAAACAUUUAGUAAUUAACAAGGGGCUCAACUCACUUCUUUUUCAGAAACAUCCUCCCCAUCCACCCUUCGUUCCGCAUCAUCGCCUUGUCAGAACCACCGGUGGUGGGCAGCUCCAAGCAGCAGUGGCUUUCUCCAGAGAUGUUGACCAUGUUCUUGUACCACAGCAUGAGACCACUGUCCAGGAAGGAGGAGAUGGAUGUUAUAUCAAAACUAGUAGGAAUUGGGUCUUUACCCAUUCUUUAUAAACUUUUAUGGUGUAAUUUGGUGACACUUAACCUUUUUCAGCUUUUUAUGUCUUAGAAAUAGGUACAAAUAAAUAGUGCCUUGUUUUUUUCAGAGAAAGCAUGCGUAGAGCAAAACUAAGUUGCCAGUUUGAGCUGUUGAGUAUCUAUACACAGACUGAUCAACUUCCUCAGAGAUUUUCAUCUUUUUUUAAUUUAAUUUUUUAAAACUUAUCUAAUAAAUUGUGUGUUAUCUGACCUAUGUCAUUAACACUUGGAGUCAGUUUCAGGUCAUUUACUUAAGUUAAUUACUGACCUAAAUGAAAAAUGUGCACACACACAAAAAUAAACAAAACUAAUACUAAACUUCUAUUGCAGGUGCCCCAUGCUCCUAACUUGAAUAAACUGUUUGAUGUUGUACAUAAGUUGAGAGGAUCACCUGAUGGCACGGUAAAAAGAAAAAAAGUUUUGUCUUCUCAGGGUUGAAAAAAUUCUGAUGUUAAAAAAAAAAAGAAUAAAUAAAAAAGAUCAGUAUUAUGCUAAUUACAAUCACUGACAGCACAUGUCCUAAAUAUAAAGCUCAACAUUUCCUCUCUUUUUACAACUUAAGCUCCAGUCUCUUGCAUCAAGUUUGUCAACCCGCCAACUGCUGAGGGUAGCAAGGAGACUUGCCAAGUUCCCCAGUGAAGAUCUGCACAGUGUGAUACACAAAGCAUGUUUAGCCAGGUGAGUUUGCCGCUCACUGGAAGGUCUUUGAUGGUCACACUUGUAGCACUUAGUGAUGUGCAUGUUGUCCAUGCAACAGUACACAACAGUAGCAACCAGACAUCGUUACGAACCCGGUUCUACCCAAAGGUUCGAUGGCUUCGUUCUGUCUAGGGGUUUAAGCAUAUUCGCUUCACAAACCAUAGAUUAUUUAUAAUUAAAAUACAGUAUCUUUAUUAACUAAAUCUCAACUGCCAUUACUCCAAGAUAAACACUACACAAUAAUAAUAAUAAUAAUAAUACUUAAUAUCCCCUUUCACACAAUACGUCACAAGAUAUCAAACAUUUAAUAACAAAAUCUACCCAAAUACUCUCUAAACAACAUGCAAUCACAAUAUACAUUCAAGUCCUUAACAGACAUAGAGGACAUUUUUUUCCGCAGAUAUCCUGAAAAUAUCCUCCCCAGCUGAAAUGCUUUCAUCGAAUCAUUCUUUAGAAAAAAACAUGAAAGGAAGAUUUCCCAAGAAGACACUUGUACUUUCCACCUGUUUUAUUUGAAAUACAUAUCUACUGAAUGAGAAAUGUCAAGAGGGACCAUCCAAUAACUUGUACUUUCCACCUGUUUUAUUUGAAAUACAUAUUUACUGAAUGAGAAAUCUCAGGAGGGACCAUGCAAUAACUGAUUGUGUUUAAAGUGACAACAUCAGAGAAAGGUUAAUAAGCACUUGCUAAACCCUGCCAAAUGAAAGAAAGCAUAAUUUUAAAAAAAUGUUGACUUAAGCUUGCUUAUUCUAGGAUUCUAGUUGGAAUCCACUCAGCUUGGUAUAAGACAGACAUGAUUCUUUUAAUUAUUCUCAGCACACCUGUUAUGCCUUUUAACAUACUAUUCAAAUAACUUUUGACCAGAUUUCUGCCAAGACUAGCCCAGUCUGCUCUCAAUCAGAUAUUGGAAGAAUCCCAAGUCCCCCUUCAGGUCAAAGAACACCACUUGGAUGAUUAUGCACAUUCAAUGUCAAGUACGUUGUUUCAAUAACUCUGUAACAGUUUAACGAUUCUUAUAUUUUUAAAUUGUAAAUAUCACAUCCAUAACAAUGGACAUAAAUACAGUUAAUAAAUUAAAUAUUUGUUGUUAGCUUUGUAUUCUCUUUCCCUUCAAAAUAAUUAUGAUAAGAAGCUGUGGAGUUCUCGAAUUUGUAGAAAACCUGAUGACCAAUCUGGAGAACCACAAGCAGACUGACGUGCUAGUAAUGGACUUCGCAAAAGCAUUUAAACCGUGUGAAUCAUAGUUUGCUUCUACACAAACUCCAGAGAUACGGGAUUCAAGGCACCACUAAAACAUGGAUCUCUAGCUUCCUCAGCCACUGACGCCAAGCAGUAGUGGUGGGCGGUACAAGCUCCUCCUUCGUCGAUGUGAAGUCAGGGGUCCCCCAGGGAUCAGUCCUGGGCCCCUGUUUGUUCCUAGCAUACAUUAAUGACCUACCCGAGAAACUGACAUCACAGGCAAGACUGUUCGCAGAUGACACAGCAGUGUAUAGGACGAUCGCCAACAGAUCUGACCAGGACCAGCUACAACAGGAUCUCAAUCUGUUAGCUGAGUGGGAGAUGAGCUGGGACAUGGAAUUUCACCCUGCCAAGUGCCAGACACUAUCAGUCUCUAGAAGUUGUACUCCUCUACACUACCAAUACGAACUGCACGGCCAUAUACUUGAGCAAGUUUCCUCCGUAAAGUACCUGGGUGUUACCAUUCAAAGAGAGGUCCGCUGGGACGAGCAUAUUAACAAUGUAUGUAACCAAGCAAACAAGACCCUAGGGUUCUUAAGGCGAAAUCUAAAGAUUGGCAACUCCUGUGUGAAAGAAAGAGCUUAUAAAGCCUUUAUCCGUCCGAUUUUAGAUUAUGCAUCUUCAGUCUGGGACCCAUUUACCCAGAAGAGCAUCGACAUGUUGGAGGCGGUCCAGCGACGAGCACCACGCUUUGUCCUAAACCGCUACAGGAAUACCUCUAGUGUUGGCAGCAUGCUAGAAACACUACGCUGGUCACCAUUGGAGAAACGACGACGACAAUCCAGGCUCUCCAUGAUGUACAAGAUAAAUAAUGGGCUGGUCCACUGUUCCAGUAUUAAACAGAAACUCGUCCCUCUCCCCCAUAGACAGCGACGAUGGAGAAACGACGACGACAAUCCAGGCUCUCCAUGAUGUACAAGAUAAAUAAUGGGCUGGUCCACUGUUCCAGUAUUAAACAGAAACUCGUCCCUCUCCCCCAUAGACAGCGACGAGGCCAUGACAGGCAAUUCAGGCUCAUACCAGCAAGAAGCCAGUAUAGGAGCUGCUCAUUCCUGCCCAAGACAAUCAGGGACUGGAAAAUCUUUCAAAAGGAACGGUUGAGGCGACAACACUAGACACAUUUGUGUCUAUUGCCUCAAGCCUUCAAACCCCUAGUGCAUGAUUUCCUCAUCAACACCAGUAACAGAAACUUUGCAAAUCCCAUCUACAUGCAUAGGAGCCAAAAUGAUCAAUAAAUUGAUCGUGGGCCCUUAAGAUAUAGAAGAAGAAGAAGUUCUUAAAUGCCGAGAAAGAGUUACAUAAAAUACUAUAAACUGUGUUAACUGACGUUUUAUUGUUUUCUCAACUGUCAGGUGAAGUGAAAGAUGGUAAGGUAAGGAUAGGGGAAACAACUGUUCCUGUGUACAAUCCUCAAAAUAAAACCAAAGUGCCUGACAUUCUGUUCUAUGAGAAUCCACAGGUUAGUGUUUAUGAAUAUCAUUGAAUUCCUUCAGUGUAUGUCUUAAUGUUCCUAUAAAUUUGAGCUUGACCUCUUGAUGUUUAUUUCAACAUCAAUCAUCUCACAUUUUUUUUUAAAGAUUAAAUAAUCAAUGUUACAAUGAGCUUUUUUACAAGAAACAUAAUAUUAAUUUUAUUAUUAUGAUAUUUAAUAAUAUUACACUACAGAUAGUUCAGAUGAAGUAAACUAAAUAACAAGGAGUGAAGAGCAAUUUUUUAGCUUGUGCUCAGAACAUGGGUAUAGCUUAUAAAUUUGUUCUCAGAACAUGGGUAUAGCUUAUAAAUUUGUUCUCAGAACAUGGGUAUAGCUUAUAAAUUUGUUCUCAGAACAUGGGUAUAGCUUAUAAAUUUGUUCUCAGAACAUGGGUAUAGCUUAUAAAUUUGUUCUCAGAACAUGGGUAUAGCUUAUAAAUUUGUUCUCAGAACAUGGGUAUAGCUUAUAAAUUUGUUCUCAGAACAUGGGUAUAGCUUAUAAAUUUGUUCUCAGAACAUGGGUAUAGCUUAUAAAUUUGUUCUCAGAACAUGGGUAUAGCUUAUAAAUUUGUUCUCAGAACAUGGGUAUAGCUUAUAAAUUUGUUCUCAGAACAUGGGUAUAGCUUAUAAAUUUGUUCUCAGAACAUGGGUAUAGCUUAUAAAUUUGUUCUCAGAACAUGGGUAUAGCUUAUAAAUUUGUUCUCAGAACAUGGGUAUAGCUUAUAAAUUUGUUCUCAGAACACGGAUAUAGCUUAUACACUUCUCUAAAUUGUAAUUUAAAAUGUUUGAUAAAAGUAUUAUUUUCAAUGUUCCAACAUUCAUUUUAAUAUGUUUACCCAGGUCAUUAACUAAGUACUAAAUAAAGCUUCUCAAUAAAUGUUCCUAAUGAAAGUUAUAACUUUUCCUCCUGCAGCAUCUUGCAGUGAUGGAAGACAUGCUUAAAGAUUUCACCCUUGGAGAGCACUUGCUGCUUGUAGGCAAUCAAGGUGUAGGAAAGAACAAAAUAGUGGACAGGUUCUUACAGUUGCUCAACAGACCAAGAGAAUAUAUCCAGCUGCACCGGUAAGUACUGACAUACCCAUUAACAAACUUCAUUAACACCAUUGGUGCCUAUUGUGGUCAAGUGAUCUUUUUUAGGUCAGCCAACAUCUGUUGUUUAGAUCAUUUUUUUUAACGCAAUGAAAUCUAAGCUUAAAAAAUGUUUAUAAAUUACAAAAACCUGUUUUUCAUUUGCUUAGGCUUAAACCUUUAAUUUAAUAUUAUGGAUGAGAAUUUAAUAGUUUUUACAAAUAUUAGUAUUGUCAGUGUUCCAUAGAUUAUUGUUUUUUGAUUUAUCAUUAAUUGAUUUCCUUAACAAUAUAUUAUAUAUUGAGCCGCUAACUUUCUUUUAGAGAAUUAAGUAUUGAAAAUUAAAUAGCAUGCCUAUUUUAAAUCGGUCUUUAUUUAGAGACACAACAGUACAGACGUUGACUCUACAACCCACAGUUAGAGAUGGAGUGAUACAGUACGAGGACUCGCCUCUUGUAAGCAAUUUUUCCUGUGUUUAAAAUAUUUAUAUUACGUUAUCAUUAAAUUUGAUCUGUACACUGGCUGAAGCCAUAUUAGUAUUCUAAGUCCAUUAAUUUGUUAAAAACAUUGUUCUAUAAAGCUUCAAACCCCUAGUGCAUGAUUCCCUCACAAAGUGGCACUGGAAAUCAGUGAAAUUUCCUCAUCAACACCAGGAACAGAAACAUUGCAAAUCCCAUCUACAUGCAUAGGAGCCAAAAUGAUCAAUAAAUUGAUCGUGGGCCCUUAAGAUAUAGAAGUAGAAGCUGAUUAAUCAUCUGCAAAUCUGCCUUUGAUUUGGUGAAUAUUAAAAUUUUACCUGUUUAUUUUGACAGGUAAUAGCAGUAAAACUAGGUCACGUUCUGGUUGUGGACGAAGCCGACAAAGCCCCAACCAAUGUCACCUGUGUGCUGAAGACUCUGGUGGAAUCUGGAGAAAUGCACCUUGCAGAUGGACGGCGUAUAGUUGCAGGUGAACUUUCCUUUCAGUGAUGAACAAAAGUUCAACCUUCCUUUGAGUUUAAGCAUUAAGUCAAAUAUGACUUUGUAUUUUCCAAUAACUAUCAAGUGGUUGAUUAAAAAUCUGAAUCAAAGCAACUAUAAUAAAAUCAUGCAAAUGUUAAUGUACUUUUCUUUUUAAAACAAACCUGGUUUAUUUGUAACACUUGUUUGAAUAACUGUGUGUGUAAUGGAGCUGAUUCAAUGUAACAAAGUUACAACUUUUUCCUAUCACACUACCAGCAAAUUCAGGUCUACCACCGGGCCCUAGCAUCAUUGUUGCACAUCCUGACUUCCGUAUGAUUGUAUUAGCAAACAGGCCAGGAUUUCCAUUUUUGGGCAACGACUUUUUUGGUGCCAUGGGUAUGUAUUUAAUAUCUAUGUUUUUUUUUGUAUGAGUUGCAGCCCUGUUCGUAUGGAAUAGGUCUAUCACCAAGGUUUGAAGUUUCUAUUUAAUGUUUAAUAAAAAAAGUUUGUAGCUAUUGUUUUAGUCAGGAAAUAGAAAGGGCAUAGUGAAACUGUUUGAGUAAGUGGCAUGCAAGUAAGUCUAUUUGAACUCCCUCUGACUAGGUGACAUCUUCAGCUGUCACGCCAUCGACAACCCUGACAUGGAGUCUGAAAUGGCGAUGCUGCGUCAAUAUGGACCCGAGGUCCCGGAUGUCACACUGAAGAGACUUGUGUCAGCUUUUGCUGACCUCAGGGAAAUGGCUGACCAAGGACUUAUAAAUUACCCAUACUCGACCAGGGAGGUUGUCAAUAUGGUCAGACACUUACAGGUACAUUUCAAGAGUGUGUAGCAAUUAUAGAAUUAAAAAUGCAUUAAUUUUAUGUAACUUUGCAUCAUUUAGAAUUUUUUUUUCACAACCCAUCUAUGCUUUUCCUUUGGUUUGAAAAUUCAGUUGUGAGAGUUCAAGGUUGAGAGGAUUAAGAUUUUUGACCUGAUAAUGACCACUAAUGACAUGGAUAUUUAAACAUAUUCUUUCUUUGUCAUUUCCAGAAAUUCCCCAAUGAAGGGCUGACAAAUGUUGUUAGAAAUGUCUUUGACUUUGACUCAUACAAUAAGGAGCUGCAAGACACCAUUGUAGAGACCAUGCAGAAACAUGGAAUCCCUGUCGGGGCCUCACAAGCUUCAGUUUCAUUGGCUAAAGAGUAAGCAAGAGUUGUCUCACUUUGCUUGUUGGACCCCUUUACUGAUAAGUAAAAUCUGCAGUUGAAAUCAGCAGCAAUGAUAAAAACAAUUACUUUUGGUUGAAUGUAAGGAAUAAAAUAUAAAUUAAUAUUUUUAAAAUAGGGGAGGAGAGAGGAACACAAAUAGCUCAUUAAUGAACAUGAAUUGACUUUAAUCAUGUUUGGGGCUCAUGGAGACAUAUUUAUCAUUACUUUAAUUAGGCUGUUAGUUGUAAGACUAAGGAAGCUUUAUGAUGUUGAUUUAUUUUUAGGUUCAGCAGACAGAAGUUGUAUUUAUUUAUAUGAUAACUUUUGCACCACUGUGAUAACUUAAUUUGAUGCAAACAAUUCCCUGAGAUUGAAUGAUAUCUUUUAUAUCUUAAAAUUUUUAAUUAUAUAAUUUUUGUGUUGAACAAGUCAAAAUGGGGUUCUACAAGUAAAUUGACAACUUUUGCUGUACUUUUACCUGAUAUGGCCACUGAGAUGUAUUUGCAUUACACCGUCUUAUGAGUCUUGGGGAAUUUUUUGCCAUCAAAUAAAAUUUUGUUAUGUAUCAAGUUUAUUUUUGUGUUAUUUUCUUUCAUCACAUCAAGUAAGAAUGUGUUUUUUUGGAACAUUUUUUUUAUAAUAAAGCACAAAUGCAUUACAUUUUUAAAAUUAAAAUUCUAUUCUUUAGUUUACAAGUAUCAAAUAAAAAUAAUAUUGAACAAUACAAAAAAAAAGGGGGCAAUAAUUGUGAAACAACUUAUUUAAACUCAAAGAAACGGGGAGGUUAAACCUUAUCUUUACACUGCAUCAGCUUUUUUAAAAAUUAAUUUUGAAUGUUGAGCUGGGCUCAUGGGAGUCAAAGAGUUAAAGAAAUCAAUUUUAAUUAAAACAUAUCUUUCUAUUUUGAAAUCAACUUAGCUUGAAUGCGCUACGUAAAACAGAUUGAAUGAACAUAAAUCUCAAAAAAACAAAAUUAAAAAAUUAUCAAUUACAUUUCAAAUAUCAGUUUUGAUAUUAUGGCAACAGACUAUGGUGAUGGCUGAACAACAGUGUAGCAUUAGCAAGGUAUAAAGCAAUGUAGCAAUUUUUCAUCUAUCAACACAAAAUAACAUUUCAAAUCUGACUCAUGUGCAAACUGGCACCUUCCUCAACUGCCACUGGAUCAUGGUGAACUCUCAUCACAUUAGGAAAUAUAGUCCUCAGAAUACAAAUAAUUUUUAGUGUGAAAUAAAUAAGGAAUGUGUGGAUGUAUGAUUGUAUCACAACCUCAUCGAUGAAAGAUCUGCAGGCGCAAGGCUUGUUUGAUUCCUUCACUCCAUCUUCUUGCUCUUCUUUCACUCUGCCUUCCAUUAAAUUAGAUUUCCUAUGCCCAAGUUGGAGCUUAUAGGCCAAUGGGAGAUAACCAGGCAAGGAGAUAUGAGGAAGAAAACAGCACUGAUGAGUCUGCCUGUAACCACAAACAGGAUUCAGCUCAAGGUAAGUUUAAGAUAAGGAGGGGAUCUGGUAGCAUGUGAGAUAAGGUGGUCAUCUGGUAGCCUGUGAGAUAAGGUGGUCAUCUGGUAGCAUGUGAGAUAAGAGGGUCAUUUGGUAGCCUGUGAGAUAAGGGGGUCAUCUAGUAGCAUGUGACGUAAGGUGGUCAUCUGGUAGCAUGUGAGAUAAGGUGGUCAUCUGGUAGCUUGUGAGUUAAGGGGUCAUCUGGUAGCAUGUGAGAUAAAGGGGUCAUUUGGUAGCAUGUGAGACAAGGGGGUCAUCUGGUAGCAUGUGAGUUUAGGGGUCAUCUGGUAGCAUGUUAGAUAAGGGGGUCAUUUGGUAACAUGUGAGACAAGAGGGUCAUUAAGGGGGCCAUUUAAUGUUUUGCUUCCAUUAAUUUGUUUCCAACUAUUUGUUCUUGUAAUCAUUUCUUUUCUGUACUCAGUAUUUUGUUUCUGAACAUUCAUUAAAUUGCAAGGGAAUGAUAACAAAAUACAUUCUGUAACUUCUGAACAUGAUUUAUAAAAGAUAAUUUCUGGAGUUUAAACCCACUUUAAAAAAUACUGGUUAUUGUAUCCGUUUUGAGAUGUUGCAAAACUUGUUCGCCUAUUAACUUUAAAAUCUUGAUGAAAUCAUUGGAGAACUUUCUGUUGUCUCCUCAGGGUCCUGUUCCCCUUUUUGUCCAGAGUAAGACCUUGGAUAGAACUGAAUCAAGGUCAAACAAGUUUACAGAAGAAGAAGCCCACUCCAUCAUUCCAUUGGAUGAGGCCAACAUAGUGUGUGACGUAGCUGUCAGCAGAGGUAUGUGUGAUGUAGCUGUCAGUAGAGGUAUGUGUGAUGUAGCUGUCAGCAGUUAUGUGUGAAGUAGCUGUCAGUAGAGGUAUGUGUGACGUAGCUGUCAGUAGAGGUAUGUGUGAUGUAGCUGUCAGUAGAGGUAUGUGUGAUGUAGCUGUCAGUAGAGGUAUGUGUGACAUAGCUGUCAGUAGAGGUAUGUGUGAUGUAGCAGUCACUUAGAUAUGUGUGAUGUAGCUGUCAUUAGGGGUAUAUGUGAUCUAGCCGUCAGAGGUCUGUGUGAUGUAGCUGUCAUUAAGGGUAUAUGUGAUCUAGCUGUCAGUAGAGGUAUGUGUGACGUAGCUGUCAGUAGAGGUAUGUGUGAUGUAGCUGUCACUUUAGAUAUGUGUGAUCUAGCUGUCAGUAGAGGUAUAUGUGAUAUCAUUUGAAACUAAAAAUCAGCUACUAUUUAUCUUAUUUUUCAACUCUUAAAAAGUAUCUCCUGUGAAUAUAAAUGUCACAAAACAUCUGGAUCUGAUAAAAGAUUUCUUUGAAUGAAACUAUUGAAAAACUCAUCAGGAAAUUUUCAUAUUGUACAUCAGGAAAUUUUCAUAUUGUAAAUACUAUGCAGUGAUUAUAAGUUAACUUUAAUUUGACGAUGGAAACCCCCCCCCCUAUUGUGUGUCAAUUAAAACGAAAUAUUUUAUAUCAAAGAAUUGUAUGUUAUUGGUGUUAUCAAGAUUUUGUACUUAAUUAUAGUUGGAACCAGGAGCCCAGGAAAAAAUAAACACGAUGUCAUAUAUGUGUCCACAUGUCAUCCCAUUGGCCUUUAUACGCUGACUUCAUCAUCUCAUACAUCAAACUUCAUUGACAUGUACGAUGUCUUCCCUUCAACAAUGGGAUCCUACAGACCACAGGUAUGCCAUCGAAAUGUUGAUCUGAAAGAACGGUGCUGUGAGUAUGACCCGUUUCCUAUAGGAGGGACUGUUCAAUGCUUGAAAACUCCAGUUUAAACAAUUUAGCUGAGAAAUUUAGAUGCUAAAAAGACUUUAAUCCCGGCAUGAGUAUUUUCCCUAUCAGUAAGAUAUAAUGUACGGGGCCAAUGAUCUUGGGUGAUCUUUCCAUAGGUGCUUUUUCACAGGUCCUCCUGUUUUUAACUCUUUAGGCAGUCGUGCAGAGUGAACAAGCUAGAGGUGGAAUGAGGUGCGGAGUGAGCAAUCCAUGGAUGAGCGAUGCGUACGUGGGUGGAUAAGCAGCAGUUAAUAGAUUUGCACAUCUGUCCUUCAUGAACCGCGAUGUGAAAUAUAUCAUUUGCUUUUGAAUAAAUCAUUAUCUGCUUUGCCCCGUACUUUCUUCAGGUGAGGAUUCAGCCCCUUGGUUCACCCCUGGAUGACACAGUCAUUCUACAUGAACAAGUGGUGAGUCAAGGAGUUUUUGGUUUCACUCUUGGGGUUUGAUGGGGGAAAAGGGCUUUUCCGGUCCACACUUUUGUUGUUGGUUGUUGUUGUUUUGUGGUCUUCUUUCAGCUUUUCCGUGUCUUAUGGUUCAUAGUUCAUGUUUGAGAACUGCCUUGGAAUCUUAUAGCUGAACAAGAGGAGCCAUGUUUCUAUACUUUAUCUGAGCUAAAUUAUGAUUUUUUAAAGAAACUUGACCAAUCUCUGUAUCCCAUUUUGUCAAAAACACUUGGUCAGUGCUUGUCGGACCCUAGUUGGCUCUAAACAUGGAAUGAUGCACAAAAACCUAGGGGGAUGGAAUCACAACACUUUGGUCUAGCUUUUUCUUUUCUUUCAUUACCGGACUGAAAUUUGUGUCGACUGUCUCAGUAAUAUAUUUUAUCACUGAUUCCUUGACAGACCAACGUUGUAAUUUCUGUCAAUGUGGAGAGCAGCCAGAUAACUCGCCUGUUAUGUAAUGGCUUGCCAGAAGUGCCGCCUGCCAAAAGACUAUUCCCCAGCAUAACUACAAAGACAGAAGUAAGUUGAUGCCAUUUUUGAGCUUGCGCUGAGUUCUAUGUUGUUUGCUUUAACAAGACAGAUUUGUGUGUGACAGUGGCAUCUUUUAGAUUAUUGUAUGUACUGUACAGGUCAAUUCAUCUAGAAAUCAAUAGUUACAAAUCACCGUUUGAGAUUGUUUCAUUGAAAGUGGUCUCCUAUGUUCCUCCCCAGAAUCAGUUCAAAUUGUGCGUUAGUGAAGAACUUGACCCCAGAGGGACAACAGUGUUUUAUCAACAGAAUGGGUAAUUUAAGCAGUCAUUUUCACAGACAUAUGUGAGGGAAAUUUUGUUACAGGAAUUAAUGAUCUUUUCACUACUACAGUCAUACUCACAUAUAUUAUUUAUAAAAUUUUAUUGUGUUAAUCGUAUAUGUAAAUAAUAUAUGUGUGUAAAAUUAUAUAUUCCAGGCAACAGAUGGAGGUACUGAAUGUUCUAGAAGGUGUCUCUCAUACAGUAUCUCUGCCUGUCAACAUUGAAUCCUGCCACUCCAUUGGGGCUCAACAGUGGAUAGUACAAGAAGCAGACGCUAACAAGUCAGUGUUUUAAAACUUGAGAUUUACUCAAAAUUAGUUAUUAUUAAAUUAAAGCAGUCAUGCAGUAUUGUUGACACAGAGGCUGUCUGCCUGACAUCAACACCUGCCAAGAAUGGGCUAGAUCUGGUCUUUUACUGAUGUAUUUCCUGUUAUUUUAAUAUUACUUCCAAUUUAGUUACAUGGUUUGACUGGUCCAAUAUUAUUACUUGGUUUGAUUGGUCCAAUGUUAUUACUUGGUUUGAUUGGUCCAAUGUUAUUACUUGAUUUGAUUGGUCCAAUGUUAUUACUUGAUUUGAUUGGUCCAAUAUUAUUACUUGGUUUGAUUGGUUCAAUGUUACUACUUGCUUUGACUGGUCCAAUAUUAUUACUUGCUUUGAUUUGCUCAAUAUGUUUGUUCUUCUACUCAAGGAAAUACAUCUUGGAGAGAAAGAAUGAAGAUGAGUUUGUGAUUUUGCCCAUUACAGUUAAACAAGGUAAGGAUGAAAUAUUUCAGUGAAAAAAGUAGAGUAUUUUCAUUGCAUAAAGCUUUGAUUUUCAGCCUAAAUAAAAUUGUACAGAUCUAAACUAACCAAAUGUUCCGUUAUUUUCUUUGCUUGAUCAAGCAGCCAGUGGCAAGGCUCUCCACACAUCCACCAGCAGUUUGAGUGACUCCAAUCUAAGCAAGGCUUUGUCUCAGAAGAUCAGCAGCCCCAGCAGAGUUGCCGUGCUCAAUGACACAUUUGCUGCCGUACUUCUAGGAUUUCCUGAUCUAGUGAGUGUAUCACUGUGUCAUUUCAUGAAAGAAAGCUGAACAUUCAAGUCGAGUGUGUUCCUUUGCUGUAUGUGAUCGUACUCAACGUGAGAAGAUUUAGGAAACAUGGCAGGGUUACGUCUGUUACAAUAUAUUUCAUGUCGAUAAAAAAUAAUAAAGAUAUUGUUUUAAAAAAAAUAUUAAUUUUGGAAUAAAAUGAAAGGACGGCUGAUGGAGGUUGUGUUCACUUGCUGGUAGAAACUGUGAUGACUCUGUGUAAACGAUCGGGCUGGUAGAAACUGUGAUGACCCUGUGUAAACGAUCGGGCUGGUAGAAACUGUGAUGACCCUGUGUAAACGAUCGGGCUGGUAGAAACUGUGAUGACCCUGUGUAAACGAUCGGGCUGGUAGAAACUGUGAUGACCCUGUGUAAACGAUCGGGCUGGUAGAAACUGUGAUGACCCUGUGUAAACGAUCGGGCUGGUAGAAACUGUGAUGACCCUGUGUAAACGAUCGGUUCCCAAAUAUCUCAGAUAAAACAAAGCUUGUUUUUAACUUAGAGUGGUUGUCAAAAUUGCAGAGCCAAGUGGACAUUCAUGGCGCACCACGCAAACCCAUGCCAGAGACUUCAGCAUCCAACCAGCCAGAUCCCAUCUUUGGACUCAGGGCAAAGCCACAAGAACUGAACAAGGACAAGUCCAUAGCAUAUCUCCAAGAAUCUGGUCAAACUGUUAGAGCAUUACCUGUUUGGCAAGUGCCCCCUGAAGCCAAAGUAGAAGGUGAGAGGCGGGGGGGGGGGGGGGGGGGGGGGGGGCAUAAAGUCUGAUGUAGUUUCAGAGUUAUUGUAGUGUAAAUGAACUAUUGGAUCAGUAACAUAUUUAUCACUGUGAGGCCAAGCUCUAUUGUAGUGUAAAUGAACUAUUGGAUCAGUAACAUACUUAUCACUGUGAGGCCGAGCUCUAUUGUAGUGUAAAUGAACUUUUGGAUCAGUAACAUAUUUAUCACUGUGAGGCCAAGCUCUAUUGUACUGUAAAUGAACUAUUGGAUCAGUAACAUAUUUAUCACUGUGAGGCCAAGCUCUAUUGUAGUGUAAAUGAACUAUUGGAUCAGUAACAUAUUUAUCACUGUGAGGCCAAGCUCUAUUGUAGUGUAAAUGAACUAUUGGAUCAGUAACAUAUUUAUCACUGUGAGGCCAAGCUCUAUUGUAGUGUAAAUGAACUAUUGGAUCAGUAACAUAUUUAUCACUGUGAGGCCAAGCUCUAUUGUAGUGUAAAUGAACUAUUGGAUCAGUAACAUAUUUAUCACUGUGAGGCCAAGCUCUAUUGUAGUGUAAAUGAACUAUUGGAUCAGUAACAUAUUUAUCACUGUGAGGCCAAGCUCUAUUGUAGUGUAAAUGAACUAUUGGAUCAGUAACAUAUUUAUCACUGUGAGGCCAAGCUCUAUUGUAGUGUAAAUGAACUUUUGGAUCAGUAACAUAUUUAUCACUGUGAGGCCAAGCUCUAUUGUAGUGUAAAUGAACUAUUGGAUCAGUAACAUAUUUAUCACUGUGAGGCCAAGCUCUAUUGUACUGUAAAUGAACUAUUGGAUCAGUAACAUAUUUAUCACUGUGAGGCCAAGCUCUAUUGUAGUGUAAAUGAACUUUUGGAUCAGUAACAUAUUUAUCACUGUGAGGCCAAGCUCUAUUAUAGUGUAAAUGAACUUUUGGAUCAGUAACAUAUUUAUCACUGUGAGGCCAAGCUCUAUUGUAGUGUAAAUGAACUAUUGGAUCAGUAACAUAUUUAUCACCGUGAGGCAAAGCUCAAUCUUUGCUUUGGUGUUUCCUCAGCUGGGAACAGUUCAUCUCUGAGCGGUUACCUGGAGGUGUCGGACAUCACCAACCACACCUUGAGAUACAUCCCCAUGCCAGCGUACGUCAACUACUCGUUUGCUCAAAUUUCCUGUUUAAUCCUUCAAUUAAAAUCAAGACUGAAAACCACUCUCAUGAUAAUGGGAAGGAUAUAAUAAUUAAAAAAAUUUUUUUUUCAUUCCUCUUUUUGCAUAUAAGUCUAUUUCUCAAGUUGACAAGUUCAUUUUUUUGGAAAUAUAAAAUUGAGUUGUAUGUAAAAAAAAAUGAACAUUUGAAGUACAAAAAGAAUUGUUUCUACUCCAGUCCCAAGCAGGUCUCCCCCUACGCCUCCUGGCUGUUCAACAACGCAGACUGUAAUGUGUUCAUUGCCCCCACCUCCAACGAUGGACUCGUCUCUGUUGAUAUCGGCGGCUGUGUCAGGCACUGGGAGACGGUGCCGGCAAGGCUGGACAACUCUCUCAGGCAGUGGAGGAACAUGUUGGGAUUUGAUGACGGCCGACCUCUGCAGGUCAGAUUUCCUUGUCACUUAGGCCAGUUAGGAUGUGUAGGAAUGAACAUACUCUUAGUAUAUUGGCUGACAAUAAACAAUAAACAUUAUACACCAAUACACUGUGAUGUGUUUCAAUGCCAUCAAUACACUGUGAUGUGUUACAAUGCCAUCAAUACACUGUGAUGUGUUUCGAUGCCAUCACUACACUGUGAUGUGUUACGAUGCCAUCACUACACUGUGAUGUGUUACGAUGCCAUCAAUACACUGUGAUGUGUUUUGAUGCCAUCAAUACACUGUGAUGUGUUACGAUGCCAUCAAUAAACUGAUGUGUUACAAUGUCAUCAAUACACUGUGAUGUGUUACAAUGUCAUCAAUACACUGUGAUGUGUUACAAUGCCAUCAAUACACUGUGAGUGUUACAAUGCCAUCAAUUCACUGUGAUGUGUUACAAUGCCAUCAAUAGGUCAUGAUGUGUUACGAUGUCAUCAAUACACUGUGAUGUGUUACGAUGCCAUCAAUAGGCCGUGACUUAAAUUUGUUCCUUCAGUUAAACCAAGAACGAGAGAGCGGCAGGGACCACGAGGACAUCGAUGUCAAGCACGGGAAAGAAGAUCCACUGAAUCAACCACAUGUGGGAGGCAACACUUGGGCUGGCGGUGUGGGUGAGUCUUGCUGGCGGUGUGGAUGAGUCUUGCUGGCAGUGUGGGUGAGUCUUGCUGGCCGUGUGGGUGAGUCUUGCUGGGUGAGUCUUGCUGGCGGUGUGGGUGAGUCUUGCUGGCGGUGUGGGGUUGUUGGGCUAAAGCUGUGGGGUUAGUUGGGGAGUGGGGGGGGGUUGUGUCAGGCAAAGGCUGUUGGGGAGCGGUGUGGGUGGGUCGUGCUGGCGGUGUGGGUUUGGUGGGCUGAGGCUGUGGGGUUAGUUGGGGAGUGGGGGGGGGUUGUGUCAGGCAAAGGCUGUUGGGGAUUCAGAAUAAGGGUGUGGGGUGUGGGGGAGUCUGUUAUCUUCUGCCUAUCAUAAUAGGGGUGUGGGAGAGUCUGUUAUCUUCUGUCUAUCAUAAUAGGGGUGUGGGAGAGUCUGUUAUCUUCUGCCUAUCAUAAUAGGGGUGUGGGAGAGUCUGUUAUCUUCUGCCUUUUGUACCAAUAAAAUUUGUUUGACAGAAAAUUGUUAAGACAGAAGUUUGUUCAAAAUUAAAUAAUGGGAAAAAAAAUUAUAUAUUUUAUUUAAAAGUUUACAUUUUGCCCAGGCCUCACUCGCACUUUCCCUUAAAAUUAAAUUUUAAUAUUAAACAAAUCAAUCUCUCUUAAACAAAUUUCCAUUUGAACAAAUUUUUGUCUAACAAUUUUUCUCACAAAUUUCCAGAAACACUUCUACCUACAUACUGGAUGUGUUAUCUUCUGCCUACAUACUGGUUCCAUUAUCUUCUGCCUACAUACUGGUUCCAUUAUCUUCUGCCUACAUACUGGUUCCAUUAUCUUCUGCCUACAUACUGGGUCUGUUAUCUUCUGCCUAGAUACUGGUUCCGUUAUCUUCUGCCUACAUACUGGGUCUGUUAUCUUCUGCCUACAUACUGGUUCCAUUAUCUUCUGCUUACAUACUGGGUCUGUUAUCUUCUGCCUACAUACUGGUUCCAUUAUCUUCUGCCUACAUACUGGGUCUGUUAUCUUCUGCCUACAUACUGGUUCCAUUAUCUUCUGCCUACAUACUGGGUCUGUUAUCUUCUGUCUACAUUCUGGGUCUGUUAUCGUCUGCCUGCAUACUGGGUCUGUUAUCUUCUGUCUACAUUCUGGGUCUGUUAUCGUCUGCCUGCAUACUGGGUCUGUUAUCUUCUGUCUACAUUCUGGGUCUGUUAUCUUCUACCUACAUACUGGGUCAGUUAUCUUCUGACUACAUUCUGGGUCUGUUAUUUUCUUCCAAGUAAGUAAGUUUAAAGAGGGUCAAAUGUUAUAGGUCCUCACUGAAAGUAACAUUUGAAUUGACCACUGUGAAGCCAUUACAAUAUAACCAUCUAAUGGAUUUUUCCAUUUAGGUGGAAGUGGGACAGCCGGACUUGGCGGGUUUGGUGGGCCAUAUCGCCUAGAUUCUGGCAAUACAGUGUUCCAAGUGCCACAGUGGGAGAAAGAUGCCGUACCAGAACAUGUAAGUCUAUUUUCUACUUUGACUGAAAGUGCAACAUUGUGCCAUGUUUCCACAACUUGCCAGAUAAAACAACAAACUUGUGUAUUGUUUUUAUAGAUCAUUCUAACUGAUUUUGUUUCUGAAUGCUCCUCAGAUUAGGCAGGCAGCCAGAGAGAUGGGCCAGAAAGCUUAUCAGCAAAGGUAGGUACAGCUGAACAAAUACUGGUAUAGCAAGUUUGUCUAACAGAUGAUACUGACCAUUGGUGGCCAUACAGUUGAACGGUAACAUGUGGGGGGGGGGACCUCUAAUGGUUACAUCAGGUGGUCUCCUCUAAUGGUUUUAUAUGGUGGUCUCCUCUAAUGGUUACAUCAGGUGGUCUCCUCUAAUGGUUCCAUCAUGUGAUCUCCUCUAAUGGUUCCAUCAGGUGGUCUCCUCUCAUGGUUAUAUCAUGUGGUCUCCUCUUAUGUGGUCUCCUCUAAUGGUUUCAUCAGGUGGUAUCCUCUAAUGGUUACAUCAGGUGUUCUCCUCUAAUGGUUUCAUCAGGUGGUAUCCUCUAAUGGUUACAUCAGGUGGUCUCCUCUAAUGGUUCCAUCAUGUGAUCUCCUCUAAUGGUUCCAUCAGGUGGUCUCCUCUCAUGGUUAUAUCAUGUGGUCUCCUCUUAUGUGGUCUCCUCUAAUGGUUUCAUCAGGUGGUAUCCUCUAAUGGUUACAUCAGGUGUUCUCCUCUAAUGGUUUCAUCAGGUGGUAUCCUCUAAUGGUUACAUCAGGUGGUCUCCUCUAAUGGUUCCAUCAUGUGAUCUCCUCUAAUGGUUCCAUCAGGUGGUCUCCUCUCAUGGUUAUAUCAUGUGGUCUCCUCUUAUGUGGUCUCCUCUAAUGGUUUCAUCAGGUGGUAUCCUCUAAUGGUUACAUCAGGUGUUCUCCUCUAAUGGUUUCAUCAGGUGGUAUCCUCUAAUGGUUCCAUCAGGUGUUCUCCUCUAAUGGUUACAUCAGGUGUUCUCCUCUAAUGGUUACAUCAGGUGUUCUCCUCUAAUGGUUCCAUCAGGUGUUCUCCUCUAAUGGUUACAUCAGGUGUUCUCCUCUAAAGGUUACAUCAGGUGUUCUCCUCUAAUGGUUACAUCAGGUGUUCUCCUCUAAUGGUUACAUCAGGUGUUCUCCUCUAAUGGUUACAUCAGGUGUUCUCCUCUAAUGGUUACAUCAGGUGUUCUCCUCUAAUGGUUACAUCAGGUGUUCUCCUCUAAUGGUUACAUCAGGUGUUCUCCUCUAAUGGUUACAUCAGGUGUUCUCCUCUAAUGGUUACAUCAGGUGUUCUCCUCUAAUGGUUACAUCAGGUGUUCUCCUCUAAUGGUUACAUCAGGUGUUCUCCUCUAAUGGUUACAUCAGGUGUUCUCCUCUAAUGGUUACAUCAGGUGUUCUCCUCUAAUGGUUACAUCAGGUGUUCUCCUCUAAUGGUUACAUCAGGUGUUCUCCUCUAAUGGUUACAUCAGGUGUUCUCCUCUAAUGGUUACAUCAGGUGUUCUCCUCUAAUGGUUACAUCAGGUGUUCUCCUCUAAUGGUUACAUCAGGUGUUCUCCUCUAAUGGUUACAUCAGGUGUUCUCCUCUAAUGGUUACAUCAGGUGUUCUCCUCUAAUGGUUACAUCAGGUGUUCUCCUCUAAUGGUUACAUCAGGUGUUCUCCUCUAAUGGUUACAUCAGGUGUUCUCCUCUAAUGGUUACAUCAGGUGUUCUCCUCUAAUGGUUACAUCAGGUGUUCUCCUCUAAUGGUUACAUCAGGUGUUCUCCUCUAAUGGUUACAUCAGGUGUUCUCCUCUAAUGGUUACAUCAGGUGUUCUCCUCUAAUGGUUACAUCAGGUGUUCUCCUCUAAUGGUUACAUCAGGUGUUCUCCUCUAAUGGUUCCAUCAGGUGGUCUCCUCUAAUGGUUACAUCAGCCCCACUAUCAGGUGAUCAAUGAAUUUGAGUAUUUACAACAAACCAACCAUGUGCACACAUCAAGAAUUUGCAUACUGUGGGACUUCAUCCAAUUUGAGUUCCACUUGAUUUAUCCCCCCCCCCCCUCAACCUUCUGACUCCUCUCAUUGGAUUUUACUUUAUUUCCUCAGUGUUAUUGUAAGUUGGUUCAAAAAGAACAUUUUUUUUAUCACAAGUUUUUAGUCAAGUAAACAAAUCACUGAGUGAUGUUUAAACCUUACCCCCCUCCCCCACCCUCUUUCUUCCCAUGCCUUUGAUUUUUUUUUGUUAAGAGACAAGACUGACUUGUUACUUUACAUCAACAACUUAUGAAUUAAUAUAUAUAAAUAUGUACACUAAUAUAUCUAAACACUAUUGCAACUAUAACCACUAAUAUAACACUAUUGCAACUAUAACCACUAAUAUAUCUAAACACUAUUACAACUAUAACCACUAAUAUAUCUAAACACUAUUGCAACUAUAACCACUAAUAUAUCUUAACACUAUUGCAACUAUAACCACUAAUACAUCUAAACUCUAUUGCAACUAUAACCACUCUUAUAUAUCAACACUAUUGCAACUAUAACCACUUAUAUAUCUAAACACUAUUGCAACUAUAACCACUAAUACAUCUAAACACUAUUGCAACUAUAACCACUCUUAUAUAUCAACACUAUUGCAACUAUAACCACUUAUAUAUCUAAACACUAUUGCAACUAUAACCACUUAUAUAUCUAAACACUAUUGCAACUAUAACCAGUAAUAUAUCUAAACACUAUUGCAACUAUAACCAGUGUAAGGCCUAUAUGUUAACAGGCUAAAAGAGAUUCAGAUGAGCGAGUACGAUGGACAGCUUUAUGAACGUUAUUCAGCCGGUGUCAGGCGACAGGUUCAAAGUCUUAGAGUUAUCCUGGACUCACUCCAGGUAAUCAUGCCAGAUUGUAUGAUAAUGCAAACAUAAUAUAUCGCCAAUGUUACCAUCCAACUAUUGGUGUAAUCAAGUUAGAUUGUACUAGAAUGUAAACAUAUAUUCCAUAUACAUCACGACAUCCAACUAUUGGUGUAAUCAAGUCAGGUUGUAUGAGAAUGUAAACAUAUAUCCCAUAUACAUCACGACAUCCAACUAUUGGUGUAAUCACGUCAGAUUGUAUGAGAAUGUAAACAUAUAUCCCAUGUACAUCACAACAUCCAACUAUUGGUGUAAUCACGUCAGAUUGUAUGAGAAUGUAAACAUAUAUCCCAUAUACAUCAUGACAUCCAACUAUUGGUGUGAUCAAGUCAGAUUGUAUUAGAAUGUAAACAUAUAUCCCAUAUACAUCAUGACAUCCAACUAUUGGUGUGAUCAAGUCAGAUUGUAUGAGAAUGUAAACAUAUAUCCCAUAUACAUCAUGACAUCCAACUAUUGGUGUGAUCAAGUCAAAUUGUAUGAGAAUGUAAACAUAUAUCCCAUAUACAUCACGACAUCCAACUAUUGGUGUAAUCAAGUCAGAUUGUAUGUUAGUAAUGGAGGGUUUCAAUAAAUUUUCCAUCUGGAAAAAAGGGUUUCUUGAGAUGAAUCUUUUCUCAGUCAAUAAUAAAGGAGAAAUACGUCACAUUGGGAAAUGGUGUCGGUGAGCAGUCAAGUGCAAGCUCUUAAUGCCCCCCCCCCCCUGGCACACCUCCACACAGGUCAGACGUCGGGUCUCCCGGUGCCAGACUGUGCAGUGGAACGCCAGAAAUCUUCCCCCUGGCCUGGAGGACAGCUGGUCGACAGAAAUGCUGCGAUUAAAGCGUCCGCAGCCGACUCUCUCGGAGGGUUUGGGCGGGUUUACUUACACUCCCCCAACGCCCAGGGAGUCUUUCUGUUGGGAUGAAAAGCUGGGACAAAAUGGUUGCCUUGGUGCAGAUUUCUCAUUGCUGCGUAGCUUUACUCAUCGACUUGGGUUUUCCCGCCACCCAAGCCUCAUAGCCAUCAACGGCAAUAAGUAGUCAUGUUAUUGCGUUAUUACUCCCGUUGCAUUGGGAGUCAUGCGGUCGGCGGGGGUUUGUUGGUUUUGGGUGGACUACCGACCUUACUAGUCCGCCAUGCCACGAAGAGGCGAACCCCUUGUAGACGCCCCAAGUUCUCUGAGACGCUCCCGCUUUCGCAGGAUGGAUACGGAGAAAUAAAAGCCAGUUAUUUUUUCUAAAAAAAAAUUUUUUUUGUAUGCCUUGUUGACUUGAUGACAGUGUACGUCAUAAGCAAUAAACUAUUUGAAUUACAAUUUAUUGCCAGGGGCCAAGAUUGGUACUGACAUACCAUGGGCACUGACUCACCAUGGUAACCAUACUCUAUGACACUGACAUACCUUUUACUGACACAUAGCACUGACACACCAUGGUAACCAUACUCUAUGACACUGACAUACCUUUUACUGACACAUAGCACUGACACACCAUGGGCAUUGACACAUCAUGCUACCCAUCAAGGUACUAACACACCCUUGCAUUGACUCACCAUGGCACUGAUUCACCAUGGCAUUGACUCACCAUGGCACUGAUUCACCAUGGCACUGAUUCACCAUGGCACUGAUUCACCAUGGCACUGAUUCACCAUGGCACAGACAAACCAUAGCACUGACAAGCUAUUCACUGACACUGUAUGACAUGGAUACACCAUAACUCUGAUGUCACGCUGACUUUUCUAUUUUGGCGGAUUACCUGGUUUAGAGUGUGAGAUGACUUUGAUAUUUCAAAUAGCCAGACAGAGACAUUUAUAUUAGAGUGUCAGAUGACUUUGGUGUUUCAAAUAGCCAGACAUUCUUGUCCACAUUCAUUGAGUGUGUUGAUCAAAGAGAGACAACCAAGACUAACAGAGACCGCAUAUCUAUUCACACUCGUCCUUGUCUCCCUUUUUUGUGUGUGUUUUUUUUCCCCCUUCAUCGUGUGUGCUGUUCAAAGAAAUCAAACCAAAUACAAAACACAAGGCUGACUCUUCAAACGGGAGGAUGCAAAUUUGAAAUAGGUUCACCUGUAAACCAACAUAGAGUAUCUCCUUGUCUGCGAGAGGCUAGUUUUUGUUGGACCAAGAGCAUUGGCCAGAGAUAGUGGUGGCCAGGUUGGCAAACAUCAAAUUUGAGCGGUGCUGUUAAUGUGGACACUGCCGGGGUCAUCCUUGUCAACAAAAUGAUUGUUGCUAUUUGCAGCAAGCCGGCAGAUGGACUGUGACCCAGAGGUUACGGGUUUGACUCUAGCAUAUGAACAUGCAGGACAAAAAAUGUGAUGCCCACAUAUGGACUGUUUAGGAACCCAUUAAGCCACGAAAAUUCAGUUCCUGAAUGAAAAUAGUCUGAUUAUUUUGACAUCGCCAGUGUUUGCAUAUUUAACUAAGGAAAGUCUGGCUAUUUUGCUUUUUGAUGGGCAACAGCCCCAUGCCAAUUUAUUACCUCUCUUCUUCAUUAAUUGUCUUCAUAUGUUUAAUAUUUUGGGUUCAAGUAUACUGAUUCAUGAGCUUAACCCAAAGGACUCAAAGUCUGCACCACACAGAUCCUGGAACAUGACAACAUCUACCAAAAUCUACUCUUAGCAAUUGGCGCUGAUGCUGGCUUGGUCCUGUAAAGUGAAUGGAACCCCCUUCCCCCUCCCUUGUACAGGAAUCUUUAGCCCUAAUAAUUUUUUUAUUAGUUGAAUAAAUCUUUAUUCUGCUUGUAUACACUUGCAGCUGAUCUUAUUUGUAUCGUUAGUCUGAAUGUUAAUUAAGCUAUCUUCACAUCCAAAAAUAAUUAUUACUUUUGAAUCACAGUAAAUGUCUCAUCGAAUUCCACUCUCUACAUGCCACUAAAGUUAGGUUUAACACAGAAAGCUAACCAUGCUUGUCCUAUGUCUUUGAUACAGGCCAAAGGUAAAGAGCGUCAGUGGCUCAAGCACCAGUCGUAUGGGGAUCUGGACGAUGCCAAACUGAUUGAGGGUCUGACGGGGGAGAACAGCAUUUACAAGAGACGUGGGGAGAAGGAGCCAGAGGUGAGCCAAGUUAUAAGAUCAUGGGCUCACCACACAUAAAGUGUUAUAAUACAUUUCAUUAGAUAGGCUCAUUACACAUAAGAUGUUAUGAUACAUAUCAUGAGAUGGGCUCACUGCACGUAAGGUUUCAUGAUACAGUUCAUAAGAUGGGUUCACCACACAUAAGGUGCUAUGAUACAUAUCAUGAGAUGGGCUCACCACACAUAAGAUGUUAUGUUACAUUUCAUUAGAUGGGCUCACCACAUUGAUAUAUUUCAUUAGAUGGGCUCACCACAAGAACACCCCAAACGUCUACGUCUGCUGGUUGACGUGUCCGGCAGCAUGUAUCGUUUUGACGGCCAUGAUUCCAGGCUGACCAGGCAGAUGGAAGCUGUCUUGAUGGUUAUGGAGGCUUUUGAAACAUAUGAGGAAAAAUUCAAGGUAACCUUUGUACGCAAGCACACUUGUUUCAAGCUGUAGGUUUGACCAAUACUACUGUCUCUCUUGGGUUGGAUGUGGCCAAGCACACUUGUUUCAAGCUGUAGGUUUGACCAAUACUACUGUCUCUCUUGGGUUGGAUGUGGCCAAGCACACUUGUUUCAAGCUGUAGGUUUGACCAAUACUACUGUCUCUCUUGGGUUGGAUGUGGCCAAGCACACUUGUUUCAAGCUGUAGGUUUGACCAAUACUACUGUCUCUCUUGGGUUGGAUGUGGCCAAGCACACUUGUUUCAAGCUGUAGGUUUGACCAAUACUACUGUCUCUCUUGGGUUGGAUGUGGCCAAGCACACUUGUUUCAAGCUGUAGGUUUGACCAAUACUACUGUCUCUCUUGGGUUGGAUGUGGCGAAGCACACUUGUUUCAAGCAGAAGGUUUGACCAAUACUACUGUCUCUCUCUUGGGUUGGAUGUGUGGAUUUCCCUCUUUGUCACAAUUAUCUACAAUAAGGUGAUCAUUAAAGGUUUUUGCUAUUAGUCCUGAAGGUAAACAUUAUUAUCCUUUCACCUCUUGAAGCCAAUCCAUUGACCACUGUAACUAUCCACUGACCUUUUAAAGCCUAUCAAAUGAGUUUUGAAGUCUGUCCAAGGACCCCAUUGAGGCCAGGCCAUUGACCUCUUGAAGUCUAGCCAUGGACUCCCUGAAUCCCAUACAUUGACCCACCAGGUCUAUUUAUGGACCCCCCAGAAGUUAAGUUUAUCCAUGGAUGCCCGAGGUUGAUCCUUAAAACUUAAUGCUAUCAUAAUUUUUAAUUUGUUUUUUAAGCUCAACAAUCUCAUUGUAGAGUAAAAUAAAAAUACACAUUUCGUGCACGUUGUUUAUAGAUACUAGUUCACGUCUUGAGUAGCCAUUCCAUGUGCCUAUCAUUGAAUUGCCCUCAGUACGACAUCUAUGGUCACUCUGGAGAGACAUACAUGGAAGAGUUUGUUAAGGUGGACAAGCCCCCAAAGGACAACAAAGAGAGACUGAACGUGCUGAAGCUGAUGCUGGCCCACGCCCAGUUCUGCAUCAGCGGGGACCACACGCUGGAGGCGGCCAAGCACCACAUCGGGGCCAUCGCCAAGGAGGAGGCGGACGAGCACUUUGUCAUCUUGUUGAGCGAUGCCAACUUUGACCGCUACGGGAUACGUCCAUCUCGUUUCGGGGAGAUCCUGACCUCCAACGAGGACGUGAACGCUUUUGCUAUAUUUGUGGGCUCACUAGGUGACCAGGCCAUCAGGUGAGAGUGACAGGACUCUAGCUUUUGACAGGACUCUAGCUUUUGACAGGACUCUAGCUUUUGACAGGACUCUAGCUUUUGACAGGACUCUGGCUUUUCACUUUUCUAAAUAAAAAAUUUAGCUGUAUAUUUUAUUUCAUUUUCCACAUGGCCAGCGCAGGGUACGAAGUUUAAAUAAAAUCUCUCAUCAGAGAAUAAUUUGUCCAUAAUUUUAAACUAAUCUCCCAUACGUUAGUGUAUUAUUCUCUUCAAAUUUAUUUACCUAAGUUCUUCUUAAUGAACUUAAAAUGAACAUUUAACCAUCAAUUGAAAUAUUGUCAGUCAUGGCAACAAAAAUUAUAUUUCACCACAAACCUGAAAUUGCUAGUCUAGAAAAUAUUUCAGAUAUUGAACUAGAGAGGGAUUCUGACAAAGUCAUUCUUAUAUUUGCCCACAGACUGAACAAGCAACUGCCCAUGGGUCACUCCUAUGUGUGUAUGGACACCAAGAACCUACCUCAGAUACUGCAGCAAAUAUUUGCCUCCACUCUUCUUACAUCCUAGCAGCUUGUCUACAGACACUAGGGUGCUGCACAUUCUCAGUCAUGUGACUUGAAGUCACCGGGACAAAUGUAAUGUUGAUUAGUGUCAAGUUGAUCCAUGUCCAAACAUGGGUCCUGACUUGACUCAUACCAGCCUUGUUUUAUGUGCCAUAGAAAUUGUUCUGAAAUUAAAUGUAGCUGACGAAUUGGAACUUUUGUGAGAUUGUGGCUUAUGAUAGGGUGUUGCUUGAUUGGAGUGUCCUUUGAUAGCGUGUCACUUGAUUGGAUAUCACUUGAUGGAUGUCACUUGAUUGAAUGCUACUUGGUUGUCACUUGAUUGGAUGUUACUUAAUACAACUUGCUUGGAUGUCACUUGAUUGGGUGUCACUUGAUUGGGUUUCUCUUUAUUGGAUGUCACUUGAUAUGGUGUCACUUGAUUGGGUGUCACUUGAUUGGGUGUCUCUUGAUUGGGUGUCACUUGAUUGGGUGUCACUCGAUUGGAUGUCACUUGAUUGGGUGUCACUUGAUUGGGUGUCACUUGAUUGGGUGUCUCUUGAUUGGGUUUCUCUUGAUUGGGUGUCACUUGAUUGGAUGUCACUUGAUUGGAUGUCUCUUGAUUGGAUGUCACUUGAUUGGAUGUCACUUGAUUGGGUGUCUCUUGAUUGGAUGUCACUUGAUUGGGUUUCUCUUGCUUGGAUGUCACUUGAUUGGGUUUCUCUUGGUUGGAUGUCACUUGAUUGGAUGUCACUUGAUUGGAUGUCACUUGAUUGGAUGUCACUUGACUGGGUUUCUCUUGAUUGGAUGUCACUUGAUUGGAUGUCACUUGAUUGGAUAUCACUUGAUUGCGUGGUACUUGAUUGGGUGGCACUUGAUUGGGUGUCACUUGCUUGGAUGUCACUUGAUUGAGUGUCUCUUGAUUGAAUAUCACUUGAUUGGGUGUCACUAGAUUGGGUGUCUUUUAAUUGGAUGUCACUUGAUUGGGUGUCACUUGAUUGGGUUUCUCUUAAUUGGAUGUCACUUGAUUGAGUGUCUCUUGAUUGGAUGUCACUUGAUUGGGUUUCUCUUGAUUGGGUGUCACUUGAUUGAUUGUCCCAUUAUUAGGUGUUACAUUAAACAGUAAGAUUUAAAAUGGAUGUAGUGGUGAUGUUGAGAAUAAAAAGUAUAAUAUAAUGCUAAGGUGAGAGUAGAUGAAGAAUUAUGAAAGACAUUUAAUUUUUUUUACUUUCUGAGGCUUGUUAUUUGUACAUAUUAUUGAAAGCGCGAACAGAUGUGAUGAUAUUAUUGAAAGUAUGGACAGAUGUUAUUACGGCUAUUGUGAUAAAUGCAUUACCUGGUGAGUCACAUCAAAUCAAAUGUUCUCAAAUGGGAUUCAGUGGAAUUUUAAGUGAGUUCCUUCCAUUAUCCUGGCCAAUAUUACCUUUGUUUUGACAGAAAAUCGAAGCGUUUCACUAGACUAAUAAAAUAGAAAAC
This is a messenger RNA of Lymnaea stagnalis (great pond snail), 35421 nucleotides long. The record is from the annotation of a GenBank genome assembly. NCBI's taxonomy places the organism in Eukaryota, Metazoa, Mollusca, Gastropoda, Lymnaeidae.